AUGUCGCGACCUCCCGUUCCACGGUCUUCGGUCGCAAGUGGCCUUGCGCCUCCCGCUCCGCCGCCAGGAUAUCCUACCAGCAUGCACGGAUCCGGUGUAUUUCCCCCGCCUCUGCCGCUCAGUGCGGCACCAAGCAGACCGCAGUCGCGCAUUGAACCACCUCCGCUGAGCGCGACGAUGGGACCGAUGCCCGGAACGCUGGAGCGGCCGAUACAAGGACCGCGCAAGAGACUCAUCGUCACGUGCGACGGAACGUGGCUCGACUCGGACAACGGACUGAUGAACGGCCAGAAACAGCCUCCUUCCAAUGUGUCGCGGAUUGGCUGGGCGAUCAAGGACACGUCAAGAGAUGGGAUACCACAGAUUGUCAACUACCAGGCUGGAGUGGGCACGGCGGGCGGACCCGCCGCGAGAGUCGUCGGAGGAGCAACGGGACUGGGUCUGAAAGAAAACAUGCGCGAAGCAUACACCUACCUGGCCAUCAACUGGAAACCCGGAGACGAGAUCUUUCUCAUGGGAUUCAGCCGUGGCGCAUUCACCGCACGAAGUACCGGCGGCAUGAUCGGGGCCUUGGGUCUGCUGACGAGACUGGGGCUUCCCUAUUUCAAUGAGAUUUUCGAAGAUUGGGAACAUCGCUUCGACGAUCGAUAUGUAUCGAAGUUUCCGAACGUGCCAUUCCCGGAAAAAGGACCUUUCGACCAGCGAUACGUGGACGAGCUAGCGAGACGCGGUCUCACCACUCUCCAUAUACCUAUUAAGGCGAUAUGUUGCUGGGACACAGUCGGCAGCCUGGGAAUCCCACGGGUGGCCUGGCUCGAGAAUCUGCGUCUACAGCCUCCGGGCAUGCACGACUACGAAUUCUACGACACUCGGCUGCACCCAUGUAUUGAGAACGCGUUCCAGGCUCUGGCUCUUGACGAGCGUCGAGCGCCUUUCUCCCCCGCCCUCUGGGAGAAGCGUGAUAACGAUCGCACCAAUCUUGUGCAGGUCUGGUUUCCUGGCGUGCACAGCAACGUGGGGGGUGGAUAUGAGGAUCAGGAUCUCGCCAACAUCACCCUGGCUUGGAUGAUCUCCAAGCUCGAACCGUUUCUGGACUUUCGGCCCAAUUUCCUCAUCGGCCUCUGGGAAGAAAAUCGCGCUUAUUACAAGACCACCGGCCAGAAAACCCGAUGGUGGAGUUUUGGCGAGUUGUACAAUUCCCUCAAGGGCAUCUACAGUCUGACUGGUUCCAAGAACCGGACGCCGGGGAAUUACUACAGAACCGAUCCACAUACCGGGCGGCCGAUGAACAAGAGGCUGAAAAACACCAAUGAAUACAUCCACGCGAGCGUCCGGAGUCGUCUUGGACUACAAGGACCCGGAAGCCAGGAUCGAGGCGUGUAUGACCCUCCUGCAUUAAGGGAUUGGACAUUCAAUACGGAAAUUGUUCCGCCUGGUCAAGGAGGCGGUCCGGACGGUCUGCUCGUCGUGUGGACGAACCACAGCACGAGGUCGAGAGGCGGGCAGGACAAGAUCCCCGAAGCUCGUCUGUCAGAGACGGAAUUGGUCCUUCUAAGGCAAAGCUCAAGAGUGUACGACUAUGUUCGCAAUUUAAGACCGCCAUCGGCGCCCCGGGAGAAGAGGCGGUCCAGGAGACAAGAUGGAAUGGCUCCUCUGCCACCGGACUAUGCUGCGGCCGGCGCAAUUCCUCCGCCCCAAGAUUCCAGAAGGAGCAGCAGGUUGAAUCCGAAUGGAUUUCCCGAGACGGAUGAGGAGAGGAGGCGGAGGAAACGAGACAGUCGCGAUCCGGACCAACAGAGACGAAGACGGAGUCGACGACAUGACGAUUGA
This is a messenger RNA of Rhinocladiella mackenziei CBS 650.93, 1830 nucleotides long. RefSeq lists its product as uncharacterized. The record is from RefSeq and is a predicted model, not a curated record. The coding region runs from base 1 to 1830 and encodes 609 amino acids. Lineage: Eukaryota; Fungi; Ascomycota; Eurotiomycetes; Chaetothyriales; Herpotrichiellaceae. The transcript has a single exon.